Apus apus (common swift) is the source of this 2491-nucleotide messenger RNA. It is a transcript of the gene EVA1A, whose product is annotated as eva-1 homolog A, regulator of programmed cell death. The transcript is spliced from 8 exons. Lineage: Eukaryota; Metazoa; Chordata; Aves; Apodiformes; Apodidae. Gene Ontology annotation, molecular function: carbohydrate binding. The record is from RefSeq and is a predicted model, not a curated record. Bases 1 to 1446 code for a protein of 481 amino acids.
AUGUGCAGCCCAGAGGUGUCUCCCACCUCCAGCCUCCUGGUAGGACUCAUGUGCUUGACAGCUUUCAGCAACUUUGCUAAGACUUCUGCAGACUUCUCAGGUUACAUAUCGCAAGUGCUAAAGAAUUACACUGACCAUGCCUGUGAUGGAGAAUAUGUCUCCCUGAGGUGCCCUCACAGAACCACCAUCAGCAUCCAGUCUUCUUUUUACGGCCGAAUCGUACCCAGUCACCAGAUGUGUCCUUCUCGCUAUCCCCACUCCUAUGCAACUUUAAUUAAGGAAGAUGUUGCCUGCUCAGUUGGCACUUCCCUUCAGAAGAUGCUGGACGAGUGCCAGGACAGGCGGAGCUGCCAGUUCCUUGUCAAUAGCCGGCUCUUCGGUGCAGACCCGUGCCCUGGAACCAGCAAGUACCUCGCUGUGUGGUACAAGUGCAGGCCAAAUGAGUACAAGAGUAAAGUAGCCUGUGAAGAUGACAAGCUGAGGCUAAGCUGUAAGAAGAGCAUGGUGAUUGCCAUUUACUCUGCUAUCUUUGGAAGGACACAAGGAGGCAGCCUGGAGUGCCCAUACCAAACCCUAGGGAUGCCCAUGAUUGAGUGUCAGUCAGCUACUGCUCUUCAACUCAUGAUCAAGCGAUGUCAUGGAAGAAGAAGUUGCAGCAUAUAUGCCAGCACUUAUGAAUUUGGAGAUCCUUGUUACCCAGGAAUCCAAAAGCAUCUUAAUGUCAUCUACACCUGUGUUCCAAGGAAACUUCUGCAUGAAACCCAGCCAAGAUCAAGCAAUUACCAAAGAUAUCAGAAGCCACAUUUUCCACUGCAGCCAAGGGUGUUUGAUCCCAAUAUUAUAGGGGACAACGUGUUCCUUUCUGAUGUCUCUCCUUCCAACAUAGGCCGUGCUCUCCCAGCAGAGAAGAAGAAAGGGAGAUCAGCCACCUUCUACCCUCUAGACAACCCCCCCUUCCUGCUCCCUGUGGAUGAGACACAACCGCCGGCGCUCAACAGCAGCAUGGAGCCCGUGGGCGUCAGCACCGAGAUGGCACUGCUCAGCAACAUCCUAGCAGCAUAUGCCUUUGUCACAGAAAACCCCGAGCGGGCCGCCCUGUACUUCGUGUCGGGCGUGUGCAUCGGGCUGGUCCUGACCCUGCUGGCCCUGGUGCUGAAGGUUUCCUGCCGGACGGACUGCAAGCGCUCCUCCGCCAAAAAACCCCCUCGGGAGAGGGAGAGCGGCAGCGACAGCAGCGACAGCGACGACGAUUCGGACACCACGUCGGACCUGUCCGCCCGCAGGCACCGCCGGUUCGAGAGGACUUUGAACAUGAACGUCUUCACCUCGGCGGAGGAGCUGGAGCGGGCGCAGCGGCUGGAGGAGCGGGAGCGCAUCAUCCGCGAGAUCUGGAUGAACGGCCAGCCCGACAUCCCGGGCACCAGGAGCCUCAACCGCUACUACUGAGCGACGGGGGGGUCCAACCAUCCUGCCCUGCACCCCUGAGGCUCCUCCAAAAGUGAGAGAGGAGAGGGGGGGAAGGAGUAUUACCGGGGUGUCUCCCCUUUUCCUUUCAGGCAUGCUACCCGGAGCGGCGCGGAUGGACAGCAAUAAAGCUUUCCCAGUCUCCUUCUCCCUGACAUAUUGUUGUCACCCCUCCUCACUGCUACUGUCUGGUUACAAAAGCUGCCAACUUCAGUUCUGAGUGGCAGGCAGGAAGGUGACAGUGACAGCCCGUGUGGGACGUGGCGUUUGGCAGGUGCGAGUGCUCCUGCCUUGGCUGGGGAGAGAAGUCGUAGAGGUGUUGGUGUUUAUUUAGGGGGUUUUGGUUUCCCUUUCCUGAGGACUGUGGGAGGACUGGGAACAAAAUGACAAAUCUGGAAAGAUGAUUUGGGAAGGGAGGGGGAGGUGCAUCCUGACCAGUUGUCUUGUGACUUGAGAAGCCAUGAGAUUAACCUAAUUAAAACCCAACGGCAAAUAUCACUUGUUGAGAACUGGGGGGUUGGGGAGGGGAGGAGAUUCUUCCAUCGUGAAAUCAUCUCGGUGCUUGGAUGUUUGCCAUGGUGUAUCCAGUUAUUUAUGGCUGUCUUUUCAUCUUCCUUUUCAAUGGGAACAUUUAUAUAUAUAUAUUUUUUUUUUUUUACUGACACCUCAGGGAUAAAAUCCUAUUUUUGGUUUUGUUUUUUUUUGAGUCUGGUCUCCUCGCUGGCCCCUGUCAAACACAACACCACACACCUCCAACAGUGAGUGAAAUGAUGGUAAUAUGAGAGAUGUGUCAGUGACUGGUGAGAAGUUAACAACCUCAAAGAGGUUGAAAAGGGUUUUCUUUUUGUUUUGUUCUAAAUAUAUAUAUAUAUAUAUAUUUGAAGAUGCUGCACAGGAAUGUGCCUUAUUCUUUUUGUUGUUGUUGUUAAACUACAAUUUUCCUAUGGAUAGCAAUGCACAAUGUUUUAUAUAUUUUAUUAAAAAAAGAAUAAAAAAAUAAAAGGUCUGUGUUUACCAGAGCAAAACA